This is a messenger RNA of Schistosoma margrebowiei, 1596 nucleotides long. The record is from the annotation of a GenBank genome assembly. NCBI's taxonomy places the organism in Eukaryota, Metazoa, Platyhelminthes, Trematoda, Strigeidida, Schistosomatidae.
GAUUAUUUUGUGAAACAAAUGAAAGCCUGUCUCAUGCAAGCUGCAGUGAUUUUUAUAUAUUAUCUUGGUGUACAAAAUGUGAUGACGGCAGACAUUGAAAGUGUAGAACUCAAAGUUCACGUAGUGGAACUACUUGCAUACGUGUUUCGAUAUGAUGACAAACCAUUCCGAGACGAAGUAAUGAGGCUAGAAAAAUUGUAUGCAGCUAAAUGGAUUUACGAUCUAUUCAAAAAUAUCAAUCCCAAUGAUGCCAAUUUACUGCAGACGUACUCAGAAAAUUAUAAACGACUAUCUGAUAUAAAGCCGAAUUCAGAUCUUGAUUACCAUUCCUAUAGUUUAAUAGAAUCUGCAAUAAAGAAGAAGUGGAAUGCGAGAUUAUACUUUGACCUAGCAACCAACAUAUACUUGAACAUGAAAACUUCAUCCAAAAGCUCGUCUUUGACAGAAAAUAACGGGAAAUCACUUGAUGAAAGAAAAUCAACUCUGGAACAAACUGAAAAACAAUAUAAAGAGUCCAAAUACGCGGUUGAAAUGGAUGUAUCUAAAUUGAACCCACAACUCAAAGAAAUGCAGGAAAACAUUGAUGAAAUGGCAGAACAACUCGAAAUCGAAACGCAGAAUUUGAAGGCAACUGAAGCUGAAGCCAAAAACACAUUAAAUUCGAACGACCGAAAACAUUUGGAACAUUUUGCAGAAGAUAUUAAACAGAAAAUCGAUGACUAUAAAGCAAAUCCGGAAAUUAUAGCUGCAAAAGACAAUAACCAACAUGCCGCCAUGAAAUACUUCAGUGCUCUAGAGCAGUGUUUCGCUUUUUCCUGGAUCUCUUCAACAAAUACUGUACACUGUUAAUUUUGAGAAAAUGAAGUUCAUUUUCAUCAUGGUUUACAGAUAAUCAUCUUAAAACAUUGAAAAUUAUGGAAGUUCAAAGAAUAGAUGUCCUUGAAUUACUUCCAUUAGAGGAAAGAAUAAAAAUCUACGAAAGUAUAAUGCAGGAAGAAAGAAACCAGAAGAAUGAACGAAACUUCAACAAAACAAAAUAUUGUUCUCAAACUGUUGUAAUAAAAAUUCUGUCAACUUUUUCAUUAACUGAAAAACCGAAAAACAGUAUUAAUGUUCAUUUUAUUCAAGUGUCUUUUCAUUAAAAUAACGUUAUGCAUUGUAUUGACAGAUUUUGCAACAGUUCAAAUUAUUGGCAAAGAUGGACAAUGUCUAGCUGUGAAAUCCGGUUUAAAGCACGUUUCUUACUAAUCGAGACACAUCAGUUUGAUGUACCUGCAUCUCAGGAGCGAUUUUCACCCUGCGAUUCGAUCCCAGUAUCGUUUGCCUCAAUCGUCAUUGCGUUAUCCACAUAGUUGCUGAGACCUGAGAGUUACUUGCUUGUGCAAUAGAUUUCCAUUCAUCAGUUUUAUUCUGAAUUUAAACAAAUCGCUUAUAACUGUGUUGUGUAAAGCGAUGAUCAAUAAACUACUUUCUAAUGACAAUAAAUUAUCGAAAAAACAAUUAAUUUAGCCGGAUUAGUUGUGAGAUGGUAACUCACUGAACACAAUAAUAUCAGCAUAUCAUUUUCCGAGAGAAAAAGCCUAUUUCGUUAGUUAU